Arachis stenosperma is the source of this 2378-nucleotide messenger RNA. Its product is annotated as 65-kDa microtubule-associated protein 8. NCBI's taxonomy places the organism in Eukaryota, Viridiplantae, Streptophyta, Magnoliopsida, Fabales, Fabaceae. Gene Ontology annotation, biological process: microtubule cytoskeleton organization. Gene Ontology annotation, molecular function: microtubule binding. The transcript is spliced from 11 exons. The coding region runs from base 206 to 1999 and encodes 597 amino acids. The record is from RefSeq and is a predicted model, not a curated record. Gene Ontology annotation, cellular component: cytoplasm; spindle.
ACAAAAGCUUACAUUACCCACCUCUGCCACCCUUGUCUUUUAAGCUAAAACUCAUACCAAAUGGUAAACACUCUCUUCCACUGACACCAAAACCUCUUUUCUUCCCCAAUCAUUCUUCUGUGUUUUUUCCCUCUUCAUUCAGAGGUAUACUACUCAGUAGUAUCUGAGUUCCUUCUACACUGGAACGGUGCCACCAAAAACAAAAAUGGGUUCAGUCCAGACACCAAUAGGGAUGAGAAAUUCUGCAAUAUUAGAAACUUCAUGUGGAUUCUUGUUGCAGGAACUGCAGAUAAUAUGGGACGAAGUCGGAGAAGACAAAUUCGAGAGGGAGAAGGUUCUGCUGGAUUUGGAGCAAGAGUGCCUCGAGGUCUAUAGACGAAAGGUCGACAAAGCAAAUAUAUCCAGAGCACAUCUGCACCAAGAAUUGGCCGAGGCCGAGGCUGAAUUUACACACCUUUUGUUGUCUCUUGGUGAAAGAUCUCUACCUGGACGGCCAGAAAAAAGGGCGGGAACACUAAAAGAGCAGCUAGAUUCGAUCACUCCAGCACUCCGAGAGAUGCGUCUGAGGAAGGAAGAGAGGCUAAACCAGUUCCGAGCGGUGCAGGGGCAAAUUCAAAAGAUUUCUGCAGAAAUUGCAGGUAAUUCAGAUAAUGCAACAUCAAUCAUUGUAGUAAACGAGAAUGAUCUUUCACUAAAAAGACUUGAGGAGUAUCAGAACGAGUUGCAAAGGCUCUACAAUGAGAAGAAUGAAAGACUCCAGCAAGUGGAGAAAUACAUAGACGUAAUAUACAGCCUGUCCACAAUCUUGGGAAAAGAUUCCUCAGCGAUCAUCAUGGAAGUUCACCCAAGCUUGAAUGAUUUGUGUGGAAUAACAAAGAAUAUAAGUGACAAAAUCCUGGAUAAACUUGACACCACAGUAGAGUCCCUUUACGAAGAAAAGAAAGCCCGACUUGACAAGCUUCAUCAUUUAGGGAAAGAACUGUUGAAUCUAUGGAAUCUUAUGGAUGCACCGUACACUGACCGACAACCUUUUUCACACGUAAUCAAUUUGUUAUCAGUCUCAUCUUCAGAAGUAUCUGAUCCAGGAAGUCUAACUCUAGAAAUAGUGCAGCAGACUGAAGCUGAAGUCAAGAGACUGGAUCAACUAAAAGCAAGCAAGAUGAAAGAGUUAUUCCAGAAGAAACGGGAGGAACUGGAAUUGAUAUGCAAGAAAUCACAUGUGGAGAUACCUUCACAGACAGAGAUGAAGAAUAUCAUUAACCUUAUAAACUCAGGUGACUGGGAGAUUGACCAUUCCAAUCUCCUCAUGAGUAUGGAUGAACAGAUAUCAAGAGCAAAAGAAGAGGCUGCUAGCAGGAAGGCUAUAAUGGAGAAGGUGGAGAAGUGGAUGUUAGCACGUGAUGAAGAACGCUGGCUAGAAGAAUAUAGCACGGAUGAGAAUCGAUACUCAGUCAGCAGAGGAGCUCACAAAAACUUGAGACGUGCUGAACGUGCCCGUAUAAUGGUCAGCAAAAUGCCAGCUUUGGUAGAUUUGAUAAUUAAAAUGGCCAGAUCUUGGGAAGAAGAACGAAAUAAAGUUUUCUUGUAUGAUCAGGUACCUCUAAUGGAAAUGUUGGAAGAGUAUAACAUGCUAAGAAGAGAAAAAGAGGAGGAAAAGAAAAGACAGCAGCCAUGGGAAAAGAAGAAGGUCCAGAGUCAAGUAGCAGUUGAGCGAGAUAAUAUGUAUGCAUCAAGACCAAGCACCAGCAGUAGACGUAUUCCAAAUAAAAGCUGUAACGGAGGUCUAGACAGUCCUAUGCCAGUGAACAGAAGGCUUCCCAUCAGUAUCCAUCAAUUCAGAUCAAACAGCAUAAAUUCAGGAAAUCAAGCUAUAUCCUUCAUUAAUGAUGGAAGGAAGAUGCAAAGAAGAAGGAUGUUUGGUGAACCUGGCAUUCCUCCUCAUUCAAGAGACGAGGCAUCUUCUGUGAUAUCAACACAUUCUGGACCAUUUUCUCCUUAAAUUUUCUUUAUUUGAAACAUAAUUUGAGUGAAAAGCACCUGUAGAAAGCAUCGUUUGCAAUAAAACUGUCACCAACCUGCAAAAGAAUAAAUAUGAACUCAUCAUGUAUAGGAUUUUUUCUUUUUUGUAUUUAUCUCUUUGCACUUGAGUUUCCUAAAUGAGUGAGACCUUGUUAGUUGUAUACCUGUAUACAGAUUAAAUUCUUCGUCCAUUGCUUUGUUUGUAACUUUGCUUCAAGUGUGCUAAGCUGCUGCUAGGUCCCCAACAAAAAGUGAAAUCAUUUUUCAGGAACUUUGCUUCAAGUGUGCUAAGCUGCUGCUAGGUCCCCAACAAAAAGUGAAAUCAUUUUUCUUUGCAGAUCCAAGUGGAAGACUUGAAU